CCGUUCAUAUGUGUAAACAAACCCAUCAUCAAAAGCUCAACCUCUCUCGCCCACUGUUCGUCUUCUUCUACAUCAUCAACAUCCCAUUUACAGCAGCAAUCAAAAUUCAUUCCAGCUGCAUAUUAUAUCCCAUCCGCAUUCUUCUUUUGAAACAGCCUUACUGUUCAUACUCUUAUCUUCUGUCCGAAUCGUCAUUUGAUUACUGCUUCUGCAGUAUCUACCUCAUUCAGCACAGGCGUUCGCCAAACCGCUUCAGUUUUAGAAGCAGUUCUCCAUCAUGGGCUCACUUGCCGUCAUCGCUCUGGGUCUUGGCCUCGCAUCUGCAGCGGUCCUCAAUGGCGGAAGUAUCCCUGGAAAGAACAUUCCUUCGGACGCUCCAGUCAAUACCACGAUUCCCAGUGUCAGGCUGGCGAAGUGGUGCAACGAUGAAGGCCGUACUCAGGGCCAGCAUGUUGCCUGCGAGCUCAUGCUGCAUCCUGAGAGGGCAGACGGUAGUUCUGUGCUCGACCGCUGCUUGCCAGCGCAAGUUCCGAGUAGGGAAUGUAACUUUAUCAAUGAGUUCGCACGUCAGUGUACACAAGCCUUCAAGGGCGAGCCAGUCACUCCCAUAGCGCCACGUCGCAAUGGUCCUUACAGCGUAGCGGAAUGUGAAGACACACUCGACUGGUUGAGAAACUGCAACGGAGCUCACCCCUGUGUUAUGGCGGCAUUUUCUAUCAGUUGGUGCAAAACACGCUCGAAUGAUGACAGCGUCACGGCAUUGUGCCAGCGUCUCCUGGAAGGAGAUUCAACGCAAACGUCUCGACAGAAGACGCCUUGUUCGACAUUCGAACGCCAGAUCUCCAGCGGGCCAAGCCGUGCAAGCAACUCAAGCACCCUCGGUCGUGCCAAGUCUACUGGCGUCGUUGUCAAAGGAUCCCAUGUCAAGCCUAGUGGCAUUGUCGUUCACAAUGCCACAACGGGCAUAAAGAUCAAGCCCGGCAUCGUUGUUGUUGACAAUCCUCGCUUCAAUGCCAGCAGUAUUAUUAUUAGACCUAGCAACUCCACGUUCAGCAAUACCACGAUCAAUCAUGUGCACUCCAAGACGACUGUUGGCCCGGCUCGAGACCAAGUCACUGCCAGCAACCGAACCAGCAAGCCUAUUCCAUCAAUUCUGGUGAACGGCACAACCACAUUUGGCCACCAAAUUAACGUCACUGUUGUACCUCUCGGCCACUCUGACGGGAAAUCGUUCAACACAACUGUCAACAUCACAGCUCCCGGACCGGUGCGUCGUCCAUGCUCGCCGCAGACAGCUGGGACUGCGCCUCUGCCGCUCCACGAUACGGCUGGAGACUUUUUGAACUUUGAUAAAUAUGCCAUCAUUGCCAAGGAUGCGAACACGCCGCAAGGCUACAUCCGCGUGUUUGAAAACGCAAAGGCGUCGGUAGACCUUUCAACCUUCAUCUCUGGCAAGCAGCUAAACAAGUACGAUCCGAUGGAGUGCGCUCGAGAGUGCGAUGCAGUCUCAUCGUGUGGAGGCUUCAACAUCUUCGUGCAGCGGGACCCAAUCUUCAUCCCUGGACCUCGUUGCCCCAACCCUGCAUCAUCAGCGUCGUUUCGCUGCGCACUGUUUGGGUCGUUUCUGGGUGAGAGUUCAGUCACGGAUAGGGGCAGUUCAAUGGAAGAGUUUGAGGUUAUGAUAGCUGGAUCAAACGGCUACAACCGCAAGCAGAUCCUGCCGAACCGAAUUGACGGUUUUGGAGCAGCGGUUGCGCUGCCAGGGUCGUUUCAUAUAUCCCAGUCGAUCAGCGGCAGUCAGCUGGUGGUGGGUCCAUAUGAGCCUGCGCAAUGUGCCAUUCUCUGCAACCAGGAACUGACGAUGGUUGGGAGUGGCGGAGGGUCUGCCAAGUCGAGUGUUCACGCGCACCGUCGGUGUGGGUACUUUAACGCGUUCCUUGCCGUGCUGAAUACGAAGCCUGUGGGAACGUUUUGUGCGCUGUAUGCGAAUGCGAUGCCUGCCAAGAAUGCAACACUGAAGAGUGUGGAGUAUGACGGCAAGAAGUUUGAGGUGGCGUACUCGUAUGGCUAUGCGCCGGAGAAUUGAGGCUGGGAUGCUGUGGGUUGGACGUGUCGGCGCAUGAUGAAAGGUGGCGAGUGUAGAUGAGAAUCAAUUUGUUUUAUGCUGAUGGCCUGGAGUCCUGGACUCUCUGUGUCGUCGUCGUCGUCGUCGUCGUCGUGACUUGACCUUACUUUGAGACUCUGAAGUGCAUGUAAAGUAUAAAGCAUGAGUCAGGAUUUGAUUACGGAACGGUCUCGGUACUGCCGUUUCGAGCCAUUCCGUAGCUAGUAGUAAUUAGCCUGUUCACUGUCCUGUCCUGCCUAAG
Pseudovirgaria hyperparasitica is the source of this 2366-nucleotide messenger RNA. RefSeq lists its product as uncharacterized. Bases 278 to 2086 code for a protein of 602 amino acids. The transcript has a single exon. The record is from RefSeq and is a predicted model, not a curated record. NCBI's taxonomy places the organism in Eukaryota, Fungi, Ascomycota, Dothideomycetes, Acrospermales, Acrospermaceae.